This is a messenger RNA of Glycine soja, 1515 nucleotides long. Its product is annotated as SNAP25 homologous protein SNAP33-like. The record is from RefSeq and is a predicted model, not a curated record. The transcript is spliced from 6 exons. Gene Ontology annotation, cellular component: SNARE complex; plasma membrane. The coding region runs from base 408 to 1310 and encodes 300 amino acids. Gene Ontology annotation, molecular function: SNAP receptor activity. Lineage: Eukaryota; Viridiplantae; Streptophyta; Magnoliopsida; Fabales; Fabaceae.
GGCUCCCACAUAGUCCCACUUGAUCCAUUCAACGUCUCAAUUCAAACGACGCCCAUAAUAAUAAUUAAAUAAACAAACAGAACAAGAGAGAGCGCAUUACCAAACCCCCCAAAGAACACGUUCACUCUCGAUUUUGCCUUGCAAAUUGCGAUUUCUCUGCAGUUUCUUCCAUCCUCCAACUCUGACCUUUCUUGACGCGAUUUUGGUUUUUGUCAACUUCUUAUUGAAACCCUUCUUCAGUCUUCUCCCAUUUCCAGAGUUCUUAUAAAUUGAUGCUUUUUACAAGUCUUUCUGAACAUUCCGUUUCCUUCCUCCAGGGAAAAGUUAGCGUGUCCUUAGGUCACAUAGGAUUUUGAGAAAUUUACUUUUUAAUUUGCCUCUGAAUUAAUUCUGCAAGAAGAGAGAUAAUGUCUGGUUCAAAGAAAUCUCCUUUGAAGGUUGCUAAGCCUAGCUCUGCUGAAUCUUGGACGAAUCCAUUUGAUUCUGAUGAUGAGGGAAAGGAUAGCAAAAAAUAUAGUUCCUCUAGAAAAACUUCUUCGGAGCGCGCACUUGCUACACUGGAAGUUAACACCAACCCCUUUGAUGAUGAUAUUGAUGCCAAUAAGAAAUCUUCAUCAACUUCGUAUGCCUUUCAAUCUGCCAACCGGAACAGGUAUAAGAAUGAUUUUCGUGACUCUGGUGGAUUAGAGAAUCAAUCGGUUCAAGAACUGGAGAGUUAUGCUGUUUACAAGGCUGAAGAGACUACAAAUUCAGUCAACAAUUGUUUGAAGAUAGCAGAGAACAUAAGAGAGGAUGCUACCAAGACACUAGUCACCCUUGAACAACAGGGUGAACAAAUUACCAGGAGUCACCAUGUUGCUGCUGACAUUGAUCACGAUUUAAGUCGGGGAGAAAAGCUCUUGGGAAGCCUUGGUGGCCUCUUCUCCAAAACUUGGAAACCAAAGAAGACACGAGCAAUAACCGGCCCUGUUAUUGUUGGAGAUGAUCCGGUCAGGAGAAAGGACAAUCACUUGGAGCAGAGAGACAAGUUGGGACUGACCUCUGCACCCAAAGGGCAGUCCAAGCUACGGACCCCCCCUCCAGAACCAACAAAUGCACUUGAAAAAGUUGAGGUUGAAAAAAAGAAGCAAGAUGAUGCACUAUCAGAUUUAAGUGAUCUGUUGGGAGAGCUUAAAGACAUGGCUGUUGACAUGGGAUCCGAGAUUGAGAGGCAUAACAAAGCCCUGAAUCAUCUAUACGAUGAUGUGGAUGAGUUGAAUUUCCGAGUGAAAGGUGCUAAUCAACGUGGCCGUCGUUUGCUCGGAAAAUAAGAUUGAUUGAUUUCAUCAUUGUGUUUUUCUCUUUGUAUCCAUCAUCUGGUUUAAUGAAGGCAAUCUUUUCAUUUAGUUUAUACUUGUGUUGCAUUAUAUAUAAAAUAUGCAACAGAUUAAAUAAGUCUGGGUGCAAUACUACAUAAUUCAAUUUGUUGAUUUAUCUUGCUGGCUUUACAGGUAGAGCUUCCAUUUUUGCUCUUUA